UUGAAUCGGAGUGGAUCGGAUCGGUACGGGCACGGUGUUGGCCAGAAAAAAUGCGACGAUACCGUCGGCGGUUGCCAUAAAAGCCAAAUUCGACAAACGCCAAUAAAUCCAACAAAAAGUUGUGAAAAGAUACCAACCAUGGAGUUGACACUGAUCACGUUGAAUUGGUUGGAUGUGAUAUCCGUGGCAGUAACAUUUAUUGUGAUCUUACUGGUGCAGGUUCUUAACGCCUAUUUGCACAUACUGACCGACAGUGAAGAUAAGGCCAAGUCGAUCGAUGUGGUUGACAGGGCCUCGGUGAAAGAAUGUGCCAUCUUGGAGUCGCGAGACUCUCCGCCCACAACAACUACACCGCCAAAAACCCCAACAACACCCACGAAUGGAAAGCUGGAGAAGCAAGCCAGUCUGCUGGAUAACGAUAGCGGCAUCUCACUGACUUCCAUCAAUACCUGUUCAACAUCAGCAACACCGGCGAACUCAUCGCCAACAUUACGAACACAACACAAUGGCUUCCACACCUUCCACACCUCGCACACCCUCAGCUUCGAGACCCUGGGCGACGAGUACCACGAGGACGAGGAUACGCUUUCUCUCGAGAAUCUCUUUCCCUGCGAUCAGAGCGAAAUCUAUGCUUCUAAGAAGAUCAGCUUCAUCAUUGAUGAGCUCAUCCAGACCGAGGUCAACUACGUAAACAAUCUGAAAAAGGGUCUUGCCAACUAUGGCCAGCUCAAGGACCAGGAGGAUGUGCCGGAAGGACUUUGUGGCGAGGAGAAGCAGAAGCUAUUAAUCGGAAAUAUCUCCGAGAUACUUCAGCUCCACGAAGAGGAGAUACUGCCGCUAAUGCUGCGAAAUCAAAGGGACCUCAAAGGUCUCUUCGACGAGUUUGCCGUACACUUCGAGAAAAAUCACUUUUAUUGCUAUGUUAGCUUCACGAUGGGCAAGAAAUCCUCUAUGCAGCUGCGACAAGAAAAUAGGGAGUGGCUACAGACCUAUCAAACUUCGAUAAAAGACAAGCUGGGCAUCGACAGCUUCCUAGUUCAGCCCAUCCAAAGACUGACAAGAUAUCCAUUGCUUCUGCAGCAAUUUAUAUCAGAAUUCUACAAGAGUGGCAUUAGUUGCAAGCCAGUGUUGACAGCCGUUUGCAAAUUGGAGACGCGAAUGCGACGUGCUCUGGAUGUGGUCAACCAGGCCGAGGAGAUACCCAACAUCGAGGAACUCAAUGAGUUGGAUCUCAUGCAGUUGGGAAACUUCCGCCGCUCUACGGAAUUCGACGCCCAGCAUUUUCCGACCCGGAAAAAGUACAGGGCAAAGGUCUUCCUGUUCGAUCGAAGUCUGGUUUGUACGGAAAUCCGGAAGAAGCGGCUGGCUUACCGGCAGCACUACCACUGGGAACACGUGGAACUGCAGAGGCCCCUGGAACUGACCACCUCCAACGCCAACAAGAUCAUCAACCUGCUGGUGAAGCAGCAGGAGAAUGGAUCUGGUGGAUCGGGAGGACCCAGUGGAAAGCGCGAGGAGUUCUCCUUCGUGGCCUCCGAGGCUGCUGUGGUGAAGCAGUGGCUCCAGGCCACCCACAAGAUCAUCGAGAUCGCCCGGAACGAGCAUGCCCGCCGAAACACCUUCAGCCUGCCCAUGGACUUGGUGCUCGGAGUAAUCAUUUCCAUCUGGCUGAUAUGGCAGUACUUGUAGACAAUCUUCCUACCCCAUCGCCUCAUCGUCUAUUCCCCAUCCACUCACAACCUUAGAUCGUAGAUAUCUAUAGAAUAAAGCUAAGUUAUUUUGUA
Molecule: messenger RNA, 1784 nt
Organism: Drosophila bipectinata
Lineage: Eukaryota; Metazoa; Arthropoda; Insecta; Diptera; Drosophilidae
Product: rho guanine nucleotide exchange factor 25
Biological process (GO): axon guidance
Cellular component (GO): cytoplasm; extrinsic component of membrane
Molecular function (GO): guanyl-nucleotide exchange factor activity
Source: RefSeq, a predicted model, not a curated record